GAAAAAGGAUUCGCAAUGGAACUAUCGCGAUAAUUGUUGUCCCUACAGUUAUUAACCUCUUCGUAUUUGUUGGUCUUUUCAUAAUCUUUGACCAGAGGAGAAAGGCCUAUAAUAAAAACAUCAACGAAUGCUUUGAUUCUGAUGGACAAUCUAUGUUGCGGUUUAGUAUUGGCAUGAUACUCUCUGCAACCGAUGACUUUUCACCUGAAAAUAAGCUUGGUCAAGGUGGAUUUGGAACUGUCUACAAGGGGAUUUUGCCGAACGGGCAAGAGAUAGCGGUUAAGAGAUUAGCAAGUGGUUCAGGACAAGGAGAUACAGAGUUUAAGAAUGAGGUUUCGCUCUUGACUCGACUCCAACAUAAAAACUUGGUCAAGCUUCUUGGGUUCUGUCAUGAAGGAGAAGAAGAGAUUCUUGUCUACGAGCUUGUGCCCAAUUCUAGUCUUGACCAUUUUAUCUUUGAUAAAGAGAAGCGUUCGCUUCUUACAUGGGAGGUGAGGUUUAAGAUUAUAGAAGGCGUUGCUCGAGGUCUACUCUAUCUCCAUGAAGAUUCACAGCUGAAGAUUAUUCAUCGAGACUUGAAAGCAAGCAACAUACUUUUAGAUGCCGAGAUGAACCCUAAAGUUGCAGAUUUUGGGACUGCCAGGUUGUUCGACACUGAUGAAACUCGAGCUGAAACAAGACGAAUAGCUGGUACCCGCGGAUAUAUGGCUCCGGAAUACCUGAACCACGGGCAAAUCUCCGCUAAAUCUGACGUUUUCAGCUUUGGUGUUAUGCUUCUAGAGAUGAUAAGUGGUGAAAGAAACAAUAGCUUUGAAGGAGAAGGACUUGCAGCGUUUGAGUGGAAGAGAUGGGUUGAAGGAAAGCCUGAGAUGGUUAUUGAUCCUUUACUGAUGAAAAAUCCGAGACACGAGAUCAUCAAGUUGAUCCAGAUUGGCUUAUUGUGCGUCCAAGAGAAUGCAUCAAAGAGACCAACGAUGAACUCUGUAAUAGUUUGGCUUGGCAGUGAGACUAUCAUCAUUCCUUUACCUAGGGCUCCUGUUUUCACUAGGGAUCAAUCCCAAUCUGAAAAUAGUAAAAUGUCAAUGAGCAAUGACAUCUUUACAGAUUUGAGUUGCCGUUGA
Messenger RNA from Eruca vesicaria subsp. sativa (arugula), 1121 nucleotides. NCBI's taxonomy places the organism in Eukaryota, Viridiplantae, Streptophyta, Magnoliopsida, Brassicales, Brassicaceae. The record is from the annotation of a GenBank genome assembly.